AUGCCUGCGCCACUAGCCAAAGGCCUUAUAAUCGCUGCAUCCGUUAUUGUCGCUGCCGGAAUCGCCAUUUACGAGUCGCCCCAGGUCCGACAAUGGGCUGAUCAGACGCGCCGUAAGAUUGCCCUCGCGCUGCAUAAUCUCGGCGAUGACAUUCAGCCUCGCCGCCCCAGCGAAACGUCAGAUGAUUUCGAGGAAAGGAAGCGGAGGAGAGAGGAGCUGGUUCGGAGAAAUCGGAACGAGCUGAUUAGAAGAGCAAGAGAAGAGGGAAUUGCCGUGGAUCUCGACGAGUUGGCCAGGAUUGGGGCCGAGACUGCUGAGGUUGCCGCGCAGAGAUCGAGGGCGGAUCGCACAAAGAGCUUCGACGACAUGGUUGGCAGCGACGGUACUCUCAAGGACAAGGCAAACACGACUGGCACGGAUUCUGCAAAGGGCGACAUCAGGAAACGCGGCGUGGCCGGCUUUGCCGCCGGCUCAGCUGCGGCGGCUGUUCUCGCAAACCCAUUCGACGAUGACGCAACUCUCUUGGACAACGACCACCACGACGAAACACUUUCCCCCUCCACCCAAGCUGACACCCGCGAAAGCUCUGCAACCGUCCAACCCGAUACUGCCUCCACUCCAGCCGCCGCUACUCUUGUCGACCUAACCCCCACUCCUGACGUCCCAUCUUCACCCGCCCAACCCCAAGCCGACGAAGCAGACCAAGCAGACCAAGCCGCCCAGUCCUUCUACUCCAUCACAUCCUCCACCUCACCCCUCGCAGAACCUCUCGCAGAACCCCGUCCCUCAUCCCCCUCCCACCUCUCCACCGGCACCCUAACCCCUCGCUCUGAGCGCUCCAUGACCCUCGCCUCCGCCUCCGCCGCCUCCAUCCGCGCCGACGACAUUGGCAUCCUCAGCAUGCAAAACGACUCUGAUCACGAUGCCCGCUCUGAAAUCUUCUCCGAGGGCGGCUUCACAGAUGCUUUUUCAGAAGGCGGCUUUAGUGAGUUUGACUCUGAGAACCGACCUGGUAUCAUGACGCCGAGCGAGUGGUCGCAUAUCGGCAGUGAUGACGAGAGUGAGUGGGGGAAUGGACACGUUAGUCAGGUGCACCAGUGA
This is a messenger RNA of Bipolaris victoriae FI3, 1101 nucleotides long. RefSeq lists its product as hypothetical. The record is from RefSeq and is a predicted model, not a curated record. The transcript has 2 exons. Bases 1 to 1101 code for a protein of 366 amino acids. NCBI's taxonomy places the organism in Eukaryota, Fungi, Ascomycota, Dothideomycetes, Pleosporales, Pleosporaceae.